AUGGCUGCCGAGACCAAGACCCCAAUCUCUUUGGAAGAACACAAAGAAGAUGUGGAAGUUCAGUCUGUGCCGAUUUAUUCGGCGGAGGAGUCCCAAGCACAGAAGAGCCUCCUCUGGAAACUCGACCUUGUUAUCUUGCCACUCCUCGCGCUCUCGUACCUUAUGGCCUACAUGGAUCGAAACAAUAUUGGAUACGCCCGUUUGAUGGGCUUACAAGAAGGCUUGAAUCUUUCAGACCAGCAGUUCUACAAUAUUAUCAUGGUAUUCUAUUCUGGUUAUCUAGCUUGCAUCUUUGUUGGCAAUCUCUUCAUCAGGAAACUGGGUCCAAAAAUCAUGCUGGGGUUCGCCGUUGUUGCGUUCGGAGUCCUUGUCUGCUGCAUGUGCGAGGCUAGAGGCUAUGGAGACCUGAUUGGGCUUCGCUUUGGCAUUGGUGCUGCAGAAGCAUUGCUUCAAAGCACCCCGCUCUACAUGGCGAUUUGGUAUGGGAGGGACGAGCUAGGGAAGAGGAUUGCAAUUUUCUAUUCUGCAACAACAAUUUCCGGCGUCUUCUCAGGCCUCAUCUCAUAUGGCGUCCAGAGUGGUCUCGAAGGCGCAGACGGUAGACCAUCGUGGCAAUGGCUAUUCAUUAUCGAGGGCGUCAUUGCUGUAGCUAUUGGUUUGGCAAAUGCGGCAUUUUUGCCUACCUUCCCCGAUCGUAAGCAGACUUCGAGAUUCAUCAGCGAACUGGAAAUCAAGGUGGCCCUGCAAAGAAGCCUAGAAUACAACUCACAACGUGUCAAGUUCGAGUCGGGUCAAAUCAUCAAGAGCCUCUUGGACCCGAAGACGUACCUCCUGGCUCUGCUUGCGGCCUGCAACUCUACCUUGCUCGCUUCGACCGGUGCUUUUCUGCCCACCAUUGUCAAAGAAUUUGGAUACAGCAAAGUUCAGGCCCAGCUGUUUACUAUCAUCCCGUACGCGUGCGCAUUCUUCAGCAUGCUGGCCAUCGGGCACCUCUCAGACUACUACCACAAUAAGGCGUGGUUCAUUCUCGGAUCGUUGACCUCCUGCGCUCUCGGUCUGAUCAUCUUGAUCAGCACUACUGGGAAAGAAGUCAGCAUGUUCGGUGCUUCCCUUCUCGUCGCCGGCGCUUAUCCCGCCGCUGUGUUACAAAUCGCCUGGAUCCAGAUCACUUUCUGUGGUAACACAAAACGGGCAAUCUCCUGGGGUAUCGCUAUGAUCGUUGGGCAGGGACUGAGCAUGAGCGGCGCUCAGAUCUAUACUCACCCACCUCGCUUCUUUAUGGGGCACGGCAUCCUUCUUGGUUUUGUCGUGAUGGGGAUGAUCUCAACGGUCACAGCGAGGUUCCUAAUGGCCCGUGCCAAUAAACAAAGAGACCGGGAACUCCGGGAGUAUGAAGGGAGAGGAGAAGAGCACCCCGACGUUGGCAAGUCUUUCGAGGAGACUUGCGAUGACCACAUCAAGUUCCGGUACACGUUGUGA
Messenger RNA from Rhinocladiella mackenziei CBS 650.93, 1479 nucleotides. RefSeq lists its product as uncharacterized. Lineage: Eukaryota; Fungi; Ascomycota; Eurotiomycetes; Chaetothyriales; Herpotrichiellaceae. Gene Ontology annotation, cellular component: membrane. Bases 1 to 1479 code for a protein of 492 amino acids. Gene Ontology annotation, biological process: transmembrane transport. Gene Ontology annotation, molecular function: transmembrane transporter activity. The transcript is spliced from 5 exons. The record is from RefSeq and is a predicted model, not a curated record.